Messenger RNA from Aedes albopictus (Asian tiger mosquito), 912 nucleotides. Its product is annotated as proteasome assembly chaperone 2. The transcript has a single exon. Lineage: Eukaryota; Metazoa; Arthropoda; Insecta; Diptera; Culicidae. Gene Ontology annotation, biological process: proteasome assembly. The record is from RefSeq and is a predicted model, not a curated record. The coding region runs from base 142 to 870 and encodes 242 amino acids. Gene Ontology annotation, cellular component: nucleus; cytosol.
CACUGCUGACAACAACAAACGUGCGUCGUGAAGUCGUUGUGUAAACAAAAAUACGCAAAAACCGCAUCUCAUCCUAUUUUUUUGGAGUUUAAAAAUUUAUUAAAAAGUGAUUGUUUAAUUCAACAUUUUCACACCGUAAAAAUGUUCAAACUUAACAAGGAAGUUACCUUAACCGGCUACACCCUGCUGGUGCCCAGUGUCAGCGUUGGUAACGUCGCCCAGCUUGCCACCGAUCUGCUGAUCGAAACGCUCAAACUGGAGAAGAUCGGUUUACUGUGGCACCCGGCAUUGAUCCCGAUUGUUGGUCCACCGGCGUAUGACCAUGACCACGACCAAACCACCACAACUGCGGAAUUGUACCUGUCGGAGGAGCGUAAGUUGGUGGUUCUUCAGAUCCGUGCGCCCCUGGUCGGUGCACUACAGUCGGAUUUCCUCGACAAGUUGACGGAUUUUAUCCGAGACAAACAGUUGGCCGAGGUCAUCAUCCUGAGCAGCAGUUUCGCCCACGAGAACCACCAAGUUGGGGCACGACCGUACAAGUAUUUGGCCAACGAAAAGUUCCUCUCCGUGCACUCCGAGGCGGUCGAAGCGCUGCAGUGGAGCCCGCUGGAUGGGAACGUGAUUCAUGGAGGAGGAUACGCGGCCAAAUUGCUGGCCGCUUGUACCGGGAAGGAACUGGCCGGAUUUUUGCUGUUCAUGUACGUUUCCGAGGGUGACAAUACGGCAGAUGCUGUCCAGCUGGUGUCGCUGUUGGAUCAGCUGAAGAAGCCAUUGCUUCCGAGGGAGGAGGACGGCGGGAAGAUCAAGCUGGCCAUACCGAGCUCGUGGAAGCAUCUUUUUGGCAAUGCGGCGCCGGUUAACGUCUAUUGAGAAGGGGUGAAUAAAGCGGGAACUGGUGGUGGAGGUAAACUA